Molecule: messenger RNA, 883 nt
Organism: Chionomys nivalis (European snow vole)
Lineage: Eukaryota; Metazoa; Chordata; Mammalia; Rodentia; Cricetidae
Gene: Aspdh
Product: aspartate dehydrogenase domain containing
Exons: 7
Coding region: 32-883 (283 amino acids)
Biological process (GO): NAD+ biosynthetic process
Molecular function (GO): NADP binding; L-aspartate dehydrogenase [NAD(P)+] activity
Source: RefSeq, a predicted model, not a curated record
UGUCACCGUGCUCAAGGCCAGAGCCACCAGAAUGGUCCCUGGAGGCCCUCAGAGGGUGGGGGUGGUAGGUUAUGGCCGCCUAGGACAAUCCCUUGUGUCCCGCCUUCUGGCUCAGGGAACAGAACUGGGCCUAGAACUUGUUUUUGUAUGGAACCGUGACCCUGGACGAAUGGCAGGGAGCGUGCCCCCUGCCCUGCAGCUCCAAGACCUUACUGCUCUUGAGGAAAGGCACCCUGACCUGGUGGUAGAAGUGGCUCAUCCAAAUAUAAUCCACGAAUCAGGGGUACAGAUCCUGCGCCACGCUAACCUCCUGGUGGGGUCUCCCUCAGCUCUGGCUGACCAGACCACAGAGCAGCGGCUCAUGGAGGCUUCAAACCACUGGGGUCACACUGUGUUUGUGGCCCGAGGAGCCCUGUGGGGGUCUGAAGACAUUAGGAGAUUGGAUGAAGCCGGAGGCCUCCAGAGCCUUCGAGUCACCAUGGCCACACAUCCUGACGGCUUCCGGCUGGAGGGAUCCCUGGCUGCAGCACACAGCAGCGGGCCCCGCACAGUACUCUACGAGGGUCCUGUGCGUGGGCUCUGCCCCUUGGCCCCCCGAAACUCUAACACCAUGGCAGCCGCUGCCCUGGCUGCCCCCAGUCUAGGCUUCGACGGUGUCAUUGGGGUGCUUGUGGCUGACCUUAGCCUCACAGACAUGCACGUGGUGGACGUGGAGCUGAACGGCCCCCCAGGCCCCACAGGCCGCCGUUUCACCGUGCACACCCACAGGGAGAACCCAGCCCAGCCUGGCGCUGUCACCGGCUCUGCUACCGUCACAGCCUUCUGGCACAGCCUGCUGGGCUGCUGCCAGCUCCCCUCCAGACCUGGGAUCCACCUCUGCUGA